Molecule: messenger RNA, 1961 nt
Organism: Microcebus murinus (gray mouse lemur)
Lineage: Eukaryota; Metazoa; Chordata; Mammalia; Primates; Cheirogaleidae
Biological process (GO): regulation of transcription by RNA polymerase II
Cellular component (GO): chromatin; transcription regulator complex; PcG protein complex
Molecular function (GO): RNA polymerase II cis-regulatory region sequence-specific DNA binding; DNA-binding transcription factor activity, RNA polymerase II-specific
Source: RefSeq, a predicted model, not a curated record
AUGAGGGACCAGAAAAACACUGACUUACAGGUCGCUGUUGGGGUUAGACACCUCCGGAAAAGCAGUCCCGCUGAGCCCCGUUGUUCUUUCCCCACCUCUUCCGAGCCCGCAUCCUCUUCCUCGGCUUGCCGCAUCCCCGGCGCGCACCGAGGCCGGCGGGAUGAAGGGCACGGCCCCUCGGGACUCACCCCGGCCCCUGGGCAGCGCAAUAGGGAGAGCAGACAUGGCAUCCCUCAACUGGAUAUAUUUAGAGAUGUUUUCUUUCAUAAGGACAUACUGGAAUGUGUCACAGUGGAUCAUUCAUGGCACUCUAUUAUAAAAGUCUGGCAAGGUGAGGACCAGUGGGAGAGAGAUCAGAAAAACCAAGACAAAUUUGUCAGGCAAGUCACCGUCAUCAACAACAAAACAAUUACUGAAGAUUCAAGCCACCCAUAUAAUACAUUUGGAAAAAUGCUUCAUGACUCCAGAGAGCUAAAUACCUCAAAACAAAGACUGGAUAAGUGUGAUUCUUUUGAAAAGAGGUUGAAACCUAAUAUGAACCUACUCACUUGGCACAGGAGUUAUGUAAGAAAAAACAUUGAUGAGAAUUUUGGGUGUGGGAGAACAGUUAACUACAGUUAUUCCCACUCUAAGCAUGAGAAAAUUCAUAAUGGAGUGAAACACUGUGGAGGUACUCAGUGUGGAAAGAUUCUCAGCAAUAAGCAAUCUCUUGCUCAAUAUGAAAAUGUUGAAACUGGGGAGAAAACCUGUUUAUAUAUUGAAUGUGGAAACUCCUUUCUCAAGAAGUCACAGUUUUUUAUACAUCAAAGAAUUCAUACUGGAGAGAAACCUUAUGAUUGCGGUACAUGUGGGAAAGCCUUCAUCGAGAAGUCACACCUCAUUGUACACCAGAGAACUCAUACAGGGGAGAAACCUUAUGAUUGUUCUGAAUGUGGAAAAGCCUUCUCUCAGAAAUCAUCCCUCAUUAUACAUCAGAGAGUUCACACUGGUGAAAGACCAUAUGAAUGUAGUGAAUGUGGGAAAGCCUUCUCCCAGAAAUCACCCCUCAUUAUACAUCAGAGAAUACAUACUGGGGAAAAACCCUAUGAAUGUGAUCAAUGUGCGAAGGCCUUUUCCCAGAAAUCACAGCUUACUGUACAUCAUAGAGCUCAUACUGGAGAGAAGCCAUAUGAAUGUACUGAAUGUGGGAAAGCAUUCUGUGAGAAGUCCCACCUCAUCAUACAUAAAAGAAUUCACACUGGUGAGAAACCCUACAAAUGUGCUCAGUGUGAGGAAGCCUUCAGCAGGAAGUCAGAACUCAUUAUAAAUCAGAUAAUUCAUACUGGGGAGAAGCCCUGUGAAUGUACUGAAUGUGGGAAGACAUUUUCCCGGAAGUCACAGCUCAUCAUACAUCAGAGAACACACACUGGAGAGAAACCCUAUAAAUGCAUUGAAUGUGGAAAAGCCUUCUGUCAGCAGUUACAUCUCAUUGGACAUCAGAGAAUUCACACAGGAGAAAAACCUUAUGUAUGUUCUGAAUGUGUGAAAGUCUUCUCUCAGAAGUCCCACCUCCCAGGACAUCAGCGAAUUCAUACAGGAGAGAAACCUUACAUAUGUGCUAAAUGUGGAAAGGCCUUUUCCCAGAAGUCAGACCUUGUGGUACAUCAGAGAAUUCACACUGGGGAGAAACCCUAUCAAUGUGCUGUAUGUGGGAAAGCCUUCAUCCAGAAGUCACAACUCACUGUACACCAGAGAAUUCAUACUGUAGUGAAAUCCUAAGAAUGGUCCAAUAUCAGUUCAAGCCUUAAUAGAUACUGCACAAAUCAUAGAUUUGAUGAGUUUGGGGGCUACAUCUCUGUGAUAAAAUUUUACAGGUAAAAUCAUGUUUCUAAUGUAGUAUUUAAUUUUUUAUUAAAGAUAAUAGGAAAGUCUUAAUAUAUAAAUGGUGGGCAUUUUCACUAUGGCAUGUAAAUCUUAAAAUU